UCGUCGAUAUGGCAAGUUUGAAAGUCGGAGCCGCCUACAUGUUCAUCGAAUAAGUUUCAGUCUCCUCCUAAUAAAUGGCCAUAUACUACACGCAUAAAAAACUGUAAAACGGCUCAGGACUGCACUCACUGUAAUACAUGCAAACGUUGUUUUCAUUUUACAUGUGCACAUAUUAAAGACCGUAUUACGGCCUAAGGAAAGGCGGGUUAUUUUUCGUGUGGACUUUGUUCGUUUAGUGAUGACUUGACUUUCAACUAUGACGGAUCAUUGCUCAGUUUCUAACAGUAUGAAUGGAGGUAAAGGUACAGGAAAGCGGAAACGAGAUGAAAAUAGUAACUACACGGUUUUGGACCUGGAUUACAAGGUAUUUAAUGAUCCUAUUCACGGCCAUAUUGAAAUCCACCCCCUUUGUAUGAAAAUUAUUGAUACACCAGAAUUUCAACGCCUACGCUAUUUAAAACAACUAGGCCCUUGCUAUUAUGUCUUCCCGGGUGCAUCGCAUAAUAGAUUUGAGCAUUCCAUAGGUGUUUGUCAUCUUGCUGGUGAAAUGGUUUGUAGACUUCAAAAACAACAACCAGAGCUUGGUAUAACGGAUGUCGAUGUUUUAUGUGUCAAAAUAGGUGGUCUGUGUCAUGACCUGGGUCAUGGUCCAUUCUCGCAUUUGUAUGACACUAGAUUUAUACAGUCAGUUAAUCCGGGCUCUAAAUGGACCCAUGAAAAGGCCUCGAUUCAAAUGUUUGAACAUUUGAUAGAAGAAAACAACCUAGAGAAAGAUUUUGAAGAAUACAAUUUGACGCGACAGGAUAGAGAUUUUAUCAAAGAACAAUUUAAUGGACCUUUAAAUGAAGAUAAAAUUUAUAAAGGUCGACCCGACAAGAAAUAUCUGUAUGAAAUUGUAGCUAAUAAAAGAAAUUCAGUGGAUGUAGAUAAAUGGGAUUAUUUUGCUCGUGACUGUUACAUGCUGGGUAUAAAGAACAAUUUUGAUCAUAAUCGUUUCAUGCGGUUCUUUCGUGUAAUCGAAGAUAAAAAUGGUGACCAGCAGAUCUGUCUCCGUGAUAAAGAGGUAGAGAAUUUAUAUGACAUGUUUCAUACCCGUAAAACUCUACAUAGUCGAGCUUAUCAACAUGCAGUUACACAGGCUGUGGGGUGUAUGAUUGUAGAUGCGUUGAUAAUAGCUGAUAAAUGUGAAAAAUUUAGAAUCCUCGGUACAGAUAAUACACCUCGACGUUUAAGUGAAUGUAUAGAAGACAUGGAGGCGUAUAAGAAACUGGAUGAUACAAUCUUUCAGCGAAUAAUGAGGUCGAGAAAACCGGGGUUACAAGGUGCCAGAGAUCUGAUAGAUAGAAUCCAGAAACGUCAGUUAUACCGAUGUGUUGGCUCGACGCAUCGUCCAGAAGGUCUAGAUAAGAAAGAAGAUAAGAAAUUGCUCGAAGAAAUUGCUGAGUUGGAUGGUGAAUUAAAACCCGAAUUUCUUACAUUGGCGUGUGUUCAUUAUGACUAUGGUAUGAAGAAUAAAAAUCCGGUUGAUAAUACCCGAUUCUACACGAAAUCCAAGCCUAAUGAGUGUAAAAGACUUCGGAAACAUCAGGUUUCUCAGUUGCUUCCAGAGCAUUUUCAAGAAGAUAUGAUUCGUAUCUUCUGCAAGGAACAUAAUCCACAAAUCAUCCAGGCUGCCAAAUCAGCUUUCGAAAAAUGGUGUUUUGAAAAUGAAUUGGUGGCUAAGACUGACAGAUGGGUUUUAACACCAGCCAAAUCCCAUGAUAUGAUGAGUUCGAGUCCGGCAGAUUCGGCAACUACAACUAGUCCCCAUAUUGGCGACAAAGAUAGAAUUAAAAAAAACAUAUUCGCCAUUAAUAGCAAUAAGAAACGCAGAAGACAAUAAAGAUCACAGAUUAAAAGAAAAGGGUGAAAUGGACUCGGUGUUGUUAUUUUUUUUAUUUCAUAUCUUGUAUUAUUUUUUUUUCAUAUCUUGUAUUUUUUUUUUUCAUAUCUUGUAUUUUUUUUUCAUAUCUUGUUUUUUUAUAGUUAUUUUAACUAACUACAGCUAUUAUUAUAUAGAGACUAUUUAGCUAUCUAUAAAGAGGUUAUUAAUUAAUCAAUAAAGGGAGGUUACUGUAAUGUAUAUAACCGUUUUAAAAUGUGUAAGUUUAUACAAAUAGGGGAUUUGAUGUAUUAAUUAUUGAGGACAUGGGUGAGGUCAGAACAAAAAGAUAGAGCUAGUGUUAAAAGAGUUAACCUGAUCCACUAUGUUUGAUGUUCAGGUUAGAAAAAAAAGGUUACACUUUGGAAAAUAUAUUAAAUUUUAAAAUUGAAACUCGUGGUCAUAUUCAAUAAUUGAUUUGCUCUGGCUAUCUCUAAGUACAUCAUUAGUGGAGAAUUAUAUAAUGCAUUUGAGACAAGCAGUGAAAACUAUAUUUUUACUAAAUUUUUUACCUCUAAACUUAACACUGACUCGCUGUUUUGACUACAGCCAAAUUUGUAACAUUAUCUUGGCUAUUAAUUACUCAAGUGAAGUGAAUCCAACAAUAUGGUGUCACUCUAGUGUUUCUCUAAUCUCAGCUCAUGAAACUUUUCCUAUUUUUUAAACAUGCGCUACAAUAGACCACUACCUCUGUCCCAUAGGGGUUAACACUUUAUCCAGGUAAAAGUAAGAUGUAAAGUGUUAUCUUAUUUUCAUAAAAUGUUGGGUUUUUUUCGUCUAAUAUCAUUAUUCCAUAUUAAAAAUAAAGCAAGAAUUAUCGAAGCAGGAUAAGCUGAAGCCAUGUUUAAAUGUGUUUCGGAUAACACCAUAAUAGUGUUGUCUUGAGACUCUACCUUGUAAUUUUAUCCACAGUUGAAUGGAAAUAAAGUUGUAAUUAUCUCC
Molecule: messenger RNA, 2863 nt
Organism: Patella vulgata (common limpet)
Lineage: Eukaryota; Metazoa; Mollusca; Gastropoda; Patellidae
Product: deoxynucleoside triphosphate triphosphohydrolase SAMHD1
Exons: 16
Coding region: 257-1882 (541 amino acids)
Biological process (GO): dGTP catabolic process
Cellular component (GO): nucleus
Molecular function (GO): dGTPase activity
Source: RefSeq, a predicted model, not a curated record